UUGAUUUAUUUGCUUUUAUUUCGGUUUGAAAAUAUUGAAAUUGUUCUACGAGUGUAUCAGUUUGAAAACAAAGCGUUGUUUAAUCCCAUUUCUUCGAUUUCUUAUCUUUAUCUACUGACCGACUAUAUUUAGGUGGGGGUACAGGGUUCAUCAAAACUCUGGAAAGUUUCGAAUUGUUAAAAAAAGUAGGUACAUUAUAAAUAAUGUAUUCAAUACUGAUUCAAAGUGAGAUACGAUUACAGUAUCGCUGUUGAGAUAAAAUGUUUUUAACAUUAUUUUACAUGUACGCUACAGUAAUCCAAUGGUUCAGAUUAUCGAAUUUGAAAAACAAAUUAAACGGGACCCUAAAUAACCAAAACGCUCUUCUAGUAUGCGACGAAACUAUCAUAUACGAUUCGAAAAAAAACAGAAGUUUUGAAAAUUUGCUUUUCAAAACGCAUGAUAGGGUAGGGUGUACUGUCGUACCAAAACAAAAGAUCAACUUAUCCCAGUGGUUAAUAUUUCCGAAAGAUUAUAGGCAGUUUCCUAUAUAUUUUAGUAAGAAAACUAUAAAGUUAGAACCGCCUCAUGUUUAUAUUUUAGUGCAAGCUGUACUAGAAACGUACGUUAAACAUUCUGCCGAUAUGAUUCAGGUUGAAAAAUAUGGAGAAUUAGUUGCUUGGAGGGCUUCCGAUACUUUCGAAGCCAUAAUAAAAUCUGAUAUCAAUAAAUUGACCAGAAUUGUUCACUGUUUUUCAAAAAAUCCACUCGAUAUUAACCAUGAGUUGAGAUUACUGAAAAUUGAAACUGUCGAUGUCGAAGGUUUUCCAGUUAAGAUUAAAUUCGAAAAAAAAUUUACCAAAGAAAAUAUUUUAAAAUACUCAUAUGCUCCCAUUUAUUGGAAAAAAUUUGCCGAAACAACAAAAGACUUAUAUGGUAAAAUCAGGGACGUAAAAAAUCCAAAAAUCACAAUAGAAAGCGGAAAAUCUGAGGAAAGGAAAGUCCCAAUAAAUGAAGUUAAACCGAUUAAAAAAGAUGGCAAAAAAUCAGAUGACAAAAAUACUCUAGAAGUUGGCAGCGGUGAUUACAGAAGACACAAAUCCGGCGAACACAGACGAGAUAAAACAGUAGAAAAACACAAAACUGCUACAAACACCAAACCAGAAGUAACCACAAAAACGAAAGAUGAUGUAAAGCAUAAAAAAAACGAAGACAAACAUAAAAAUAAAGAAGAUAUUAAAUUAGAAAGUGAGGAUCAAAAGAAGAAAGAAGCUAAAGCGACAAAGCAAACAGAAGAAAUAACAAUAAAAGAAGCUAAAGAAGAUAACAAAAGAAAGGAAAAGGAAACAGAUAUAAAAACUGAUCACAAAAGAAAAGAAACAAAAGUUGAACAAGAAACGACAGUCACCGAUGGAGUAGUAUCUACAAAAGAACCCAAAGAAAAAUAUAAAAAAGAACAUACUAAAAAAUCUAAAAGCGGAAUUGGAAAACUAUCGAAACGCUCUAGCUCUGAAAAGAAAUUAGUGAAAAGUACAGCUCUUUGUGAAGACGUAGACGAUGGUUAUUCACAAAAACCUAAGGAUUAUUUAGCAGUUAAUCCCAAAAGUGAUAAAAAUAAUGAAUCUCUUAACAAUGCUAACACGCACAUUAAUAAAAAUAAUAGUAUAGGAAAAAAUAAAACUAAACCUCCGAACAUACUAAUCUUUUCUGAUAGUUUAAUAGCCAAAGAAAACGUCAAAGUGACAUUCGACAAUAUGUUAAAUAAAGAAAAGUACGUCAUCUAUGAUCUUCCAAUUGAUUCAAAACAAAACGUGUGGAACGAUUCCACAGCUUUGGUAGUAGUAUGCGGUGAUAUACCGCCCAAUCUAACCUCACAAUUACUCCAAUAUUUUUUAAACGGCGGUCAAUUGCUUUGCCUGUGUAGCGAUUUUCUUUACAGCGUUCUAAAUACAUUUACAACAGCUGAAGUUAGGGAGCACGAACUAGUAAGAUUCAGUUACGGACAAUGGAAACAAGUGAAAAUGAUGCAUCACAUUUUCUGUUAUCAAGCAUCUCCGACGAAAAAACAAUUUUCCAAAGAAUCCGAUCAAAGCAGCGACAACAGUUCAAGCCCCGUGGCACCUAGAACCCCAUCAGCAGUCGAGAUACAAAAUAACGGAAAAGAUUACGUUAUCCAAGUCAAAGUUCUUGGUACUGAAGAAACAUGGCAAACACCAAGCUUGCUUUUGGCUACAGUGAAAGGAGGUAGUGGACGAACAGUUUUUUCUCAGGUACAUUUGGAGAUCAACCCCGAUCAAUUUGAGGAUGAUGAAAGUAAAUUUCAAGCUUUAAAAGAAAGUAACGCAGCUCGCUUGGAGAUUCUGAAAGAUAUUUUAACGAAUCAUUUGGAAAUUGACUGUUCUGGCAGUAAAAAUGUGGAAUAUACACCUGGGUACUUCUUAGGUCGACAUGAUCUCAAAUUGAAAUUAUUAACAGACUGCGAAGAAAUACAAGACAUGAAAAUGGACUGUAGAAAAAUAUCGUUAUUAUUUUGCGGUAAAGACGAAAACCCUCCGAAUCCAACUUCGAAUUUUAUGCCUGUAUUCAUCCACACUUGUCCUUCGAAUUUUUCCACUGUAACUUAUUUCGAAUCGCUUACCACAGAUCAAAUAGGUCGGUUAGUUAUUUAUUCCAACGUAAUGACUAGCUCCCAGUUGUUAUUGGAUAAAACUUUAACCCACGGUAUCGCAGUUAUUCCAAGACAACAAACCUCCGGUACAGGUCGUUCGAAUAACCAAUGGAUCAGUCCGGAAGGAAGCGCUAACUUUUCCCUUCAACUUCACGUGCCUACGAAAUCUCCUUUGGGUAGAGCCCUUCCGCUUAUACAACAUCUAACGAUGGUAGCCAUAGUUUCUGCCGUAAAGAAAAGAAGUGAAUUCGAUCUGGACAUAGGGAUAAAAUGGCCGAACGAUUUGUACGCCUAUGGGAACGUCAAAAUUGGUGGAUUGAUAGUUAGUUCUGUUAUUACAGAUACGACAGCUAUUGUUAAUAUCGGUUGUGGUGUUAAUUUGGAUAAUUCUAAUCCGACUACUUGUAUUAACGAUAUCAUUAAAAAAAUUAAUACCGAUGAAAGAACCUCUUUAAAAACAAUACCUUAUGAAGUCUAUUUCGCUGAUGUUUUUAAUGAACUCGAGAGGAUAUACAAUAUAGUACAAAGUGGAAAUAUCGAUUAUUUUUUCGAUUUAUACUACAAGUAUUGGUUACACAGUGACAGCGAAGUUAGCGUAGCGUCAACUUCAGGUCAAUCGAUGAAAAUGAAAAUCGUUGGUAUAGACGAGUUUGGAUUUUUAAAAGUACAGUCACCAGAGGGCGACGUAAGCACUAUUCAUCCCGAUGGCAACACCUUCGACAUGUUAGAAGGUCUAAUUUCAAGAAAAACUUUUUGAAAAGACAGAAGAUGCUGUCCGUGAAAACAUAUUGUUCUACAUUAUGUGUGGUCUUAUAUUUUAAUUAGGAAAUUUGGAUAUGAAUGAGACGUUUUGAAUACAGUGUUUACACUAUCACUACACCAACACUCACAAUUACACUGUCUGACACGCGUUUCGAUGAUCUAGUUACCGUCUUCAGAGACUGAAGGUAAACUACAAUAUAUUAACCUGUUUUAUACUAAAUUAUCCACCAAUAAACCUCUCACGAAAAAUAAGUACAGCGGAAAUACCUCCUUGACGGGAGGUUAUUUGUCGACUACUGAAGAAUUUAUUUUAAAUUUUAAAUAUUAAUUGUUAAAAAAUGUUUCCAAUAAUAAAUUGAUGAAUGCAUUUGAAAGCAUUGAAAUUGCUAAAUGUAAGAAAAGUUUGAAUAAGGACAAAUGGGCCAAUUCCUUACAGCCCACUCUAUAGUUUAGUAGUCAAGGCAAGCAAGAUUCCCGCCAAGGUGGUUUUCCCGCUGGUAUUAUUUUUCGCCGGAGAAGGUUUAUUAGUGGAAAAAUUAAGUAUAAAACAGGUUAAUUGAUUUUAGUUUACCUUCAGUCCCCGAAGACGAUAACUUUGUUAUCAAAACGCGCGUCAGACAGUGUAAUUGUGAAUGUUGGUGUAGUGGUGGUGUAAAGUAUGAAUAUCACCAACUGUUCCAAAAAUUCCAACUUGGUUAUGACUGAGAUGUUUAUCAAAUUAUCAUAUAUCCUUAAAAAUUCUACAAAAUGAGACCGCUUCACAUAACAAACUGAUCUUUUGUGAAUUUGCCGUUUUGAUCAUAUAGCACAAGAUUCGUUGGUGAUAUUCAUAUUGAACACACUGUUUACGCGCUACCACUACACCAACACAAACAAUUACACACUUUACAUUCUGUUCUUGGAGACGAUAACUUGGUUAUCGAAACGCGUGUCACAUAGUGUGAGUGUUAGUGUAGUAGUAGAAUAAACAGUGUGAUCAGUAUUAAAAUGAGCUGACAAAUUGUAGGUCCUGUAUUUUUGGGAAGAAUAAAUAUAUUUUCCAUUUCAAAACAAAUAACGGUUGUUGUUUCAUCUUUAUGUUAGCAGAUCAAUUAUCUAGUAUGUCUUUUGCAUAAAAAAAUUCCGAUAAUCCCAUCAGAUUACAUAUAGAGCUUUCAGCUCUUAGUAACAUGAUGGGGUCUUCUAUCCUGUGGAAAGUCCGGCUUUAACCUGACGAUUGGAAACCGUAGAUGAAGUUUGUUUAAGUCAGUGUAGAUGUAUCAAUUUUGAAUAAAAUAUAUUAACCAAGUAAAAAUACAUAAUUAAAAAAAAUGCAGACAUUAUCUUACCUAAUAAUAUUCUAAUUCUAGUUACAAAGACCUCCCUUAUAUUAAACAAUUUACUAAUCAAUUUUAAUGUUCCAAUAGAGUAAUUGCAUGGUUUAAGAAAAAAUAUUUUUGGAUAGUUUAUAUACAACUUUUUUAUAAUUUUUGUUAAUUCUUUGUUCAACAUUAUAGAGAAAAAAAUUAUUGAAAAUUCAAAAAUUUUGUAGGUAGUUUAAACAUUUCAGUAAAGCCACCAUAUUGCAUGACGUCAUAGGUAUAAAAUAAACAUUGAACAUAUGAUACAAAGUAAAUACGACAGUUAUUCUCUCGGUUAAAACAUCUGAUGAAGUUUUUUUAUGAUGCCGAGAAAUUCCAAUAUACAACAAAAAUAGUUUGAAAGUGUUGGUCGUUUUGACGAUUUCAUAUCAAGAACUUAUAAAGUAUACAAAAAUAAUAGUAUAUUAUAUAACGAUUAUGGAAAGUGAUACAUUUCGCACUAGCUACUGUUUUGCACGAGGCCGAAAUACACUUUCCAACCAGUUGUGUACUCUAUUUUUCCUACGAUCACGUAAAAAUUCUUCAAAAAACGUAUUUUUUAAAUAAGAAAGUCAAUUAAACAAUAUCACAUAUGGAUUGAAAAGUACAUAAACUUACCUGUUAGUAAAAUCAAGACAGUCAUGAAUAAUGUUUUCCUCCACUAUGGAGAAUAAACUUUCAUUCAACUACUUUAUACAUUUCCCGGUAAUAGUAAUAACACUGAAAUUUAACGUUUAAAUUAUCUUGCAGACGCUAGUAUGUAUUUGAACACAAAUCAUAACAAACUUUCAAUUUUUAUUGCAAACACUAAUAUAACCUCAAAAAAUCAUAUUGUCUACUUCUUCUUAAAUUUGACCUUUUACCUUUCAGCACCCAGCCAGAUUUAUAUUGUAUUCGCGUAUUGCCUCUAUCGUUCGAGACCAUAUAUAAAAUAAGAAAAAGAAGCAUUUCAAUACAUAUAUGUUUUGUUAUUUUUUAGUACAUGUGUGAAAUAGGCUAUUUUCUUAGGUAAAAAUGAGUGUGCAAUCUAUCAUUUUCAUAAGUGUUCGUAGGAAAAUACUUUUUAAUAAAUGCAAGUACCCUAUUGUGAAGUAUCCUACUAGUUUUUUAACAUAUCAAGUUAAGUGUAAAAUUUUGUUAUUUCAAAUAAUAUUUCUAUAUAAGAAAAUCAAAAUUGUAUUGUAUCGAUUGUAUUUCGAUGUGGUUAGGUACCAUUUUAUGGAAUGGUACUCGAUUGUUGAUGUGCAAUAUUUAUUUCUGUUAUGUAAUGUUACAAAAUUGUUCCAAAUAUAUUUUGAAAGCAUA
This is a messenger RNA of Diorhabda sublineata, 6054 nucleotides long. It is a transcript of the gene Hcs, whose product is annotated as biotin--protein ligase. The coding region runs from base 261 to 3404 and encodes 1047 amino acids. Lineage: Eukaryota; Metazoa; Arthropoda; Insecta; Coleoptera; Chrysomelidae. The transcript is spliced from 11 exons. Gene Ontology annotation, cellular component: cytoplasm. The record is from RefSeq and is a predicted model, not a curated record. Gene Ontology annotation, molecular function: biotin--[biotin carboxyl-carrier protein] ligase activity. Gene Ontology annotation, biological process: protein modification process.